CGUAUAUUUUGGAUUCAGAGAUCUAUGCACUUUAUAACUUACUAGGUAAAAUGGAGAGAUUACGACAUGGACUUGUCCUAUACAAUGAAUCUGGGAUCCCUGAGGAAACUGUUCCUCUACAAAGAAUUGACAUCAGGGUGACGGUGGUGGGUUUCGUUGCCUGUGUAGAAUCAGAUCUGUAUUACAUCAACAACUCUACAGAAGCUGUCCAGACAGAGUUCGUGUUCCCAGUGGAUGCGGGUUCGGUGGUCUACAGGUUUGAGGCGGAGAUCGACAACAGGACCAUAGUAGCCGAGGUUCAGGAGAAAUCUCAGGCAAAGGAAACAUAUGAAAAUGCUAUCGAAAAUAAUUAUGUUGGAUUGUACAUGGCAAUGGACGAUGAUUAUGCUGAUGUAUUUCGUCUGAAGUUGGGAAAUCUUCCCGGAAAGAAGUCUGCCAAGGUAACAUUCGCAUACGCCAGAGAAAUAGACAUGGAACCAGAUGACAUUGGAAUAUUAACACUACCUACUGUUCUCAAUCCCAGAUAUGUCCCUGACUGUGGAAGCAGCCCAUUCCCACCACCUGAUGGAGCGACAGGAGGGGAGCUUAAAGUCUUGCCCUCACUCUCUGACAAAGGUAUGAUGUACAUGGAGGACUUUUUCAUCAAUUUCGAUGUUAAAGUCGCUGGAGGAGGGAAUAGCUGCAUUUCUUCAGAAAAAAUAACAAUGGACGUCACUGCAGAUAGAGUAUUAACUUCCGCAUACACUGUGUCAAAAAGGCCAGGACUUGGAAAGGACUUUGUUCUAGAGCUGCAUUAUAAAGGCUUUAAUGAACCAUGUGCAGUUCUGGAGAAGGGGAAGGAGGAUAAUGAAAGUGGUUUCCUAUCGUCGGAUGUGUUGAUGGUAAAUUUUUCUCCCUCGUUUUCCAACUUACAAACCAAUGAUUCACAUGAAUUCGUUUUCUUGAUUGAUCGUUCUGGUUCUAUGUUUUCUCGCAUUGAAAAGGCGAAGGAAACACUACUUCUCCUCUUAAAAAGCUUGCCGGUCAACUGUUACUUCAAUGUGGUCAGCUUUGGCAGCGAUUUCUCACUUCUUUUUCCAACGAGCAAACCUUACUCAGAAGAAAGCAUGGAGGAAGCAAUGGACCUUCAGAGAGAGAUGAAAGCUGAUAUGGGUGGAACGAAGAUUUAUCAAGCUUUGGUGAAAAUUUUCUAAUAUAAAGCGACCAAGGAUGUCAGACAGGUGUUUUUGCUGACAGAUGGUGAAGUUGGUAACGUUCAAGAGAUUGUCAAAUUAGUGAGGAGUCAAACGAACACAAGGGUAUUUACGUUCGGGAUUGGUGAUGGGUGUUCAACUGCAUUGAUACGCGAUGUAGCUGAGGCAGGUAAAGGAAAGGCUACAUUUGUCAGAGACAGUGAAAGACUGCAAAAUAAGGUAAUGUCCGUCAUGAAAAGCAGUCUCUAUCCAACAAUUAAAGACUUGUUCUUAACAUGGAGUUUACCAGAUGGGUGCUCAAUCCUAAAUAUCCCUAAAGAAGUACCGACUAUUUUCCAAGGAGAUAGGCUGAUUUUGUAUGGCAUUAUUUCAGGAGAAAUACCGAAAGUGAGUUUAGAGACAAACGUUAAAAGUUCGUUGAAACUGUCUGGUAAAUCUGGAGAAUCGCCCGUGGAAUUUGGGAUAGAAUUUGAUCUCGCUUCAGGUGUUGGCAAAUAUGACGAGGUUUUUCUAUUGCACAGACUCGCUGCAAAAUCGAGGAUUUCAGAGCUUGAAAUGGAGGAGAGUGGAGAUACAAGCAUGUUGAUAGCACUGAGCACAGCGGCAAACAUUACAUGUAAAGAAACAGCUUUUGUUGGUUUUGACAAAAACAGUAGAGAUGUUAUAGCUGAAGCUGGACAUCAGUUGGAACCAGCUUUUGAGAACUACCCGCUAGGACUGUGUAUAAAAUCAUAUGGGUUAAUGGACACGAGCAUGGAUUUUAAAUGCAAACGGUCAUAUGGAUUUUCAGGGUUUAGAUUUCCUACUGUUCCUAAUCCAUUUAAAAAAGUGAAAGAUGCUUUCUCAGGGAUUUUCUCUAAGAAGAAAGAAAAAACUAAAAUAGAGAAGAGCUCAAAAGAGAGUUUGCCUUCGAAGAAAAAAGAUUCAUAUCGAGAAAGUGAAAAAACUACAGAAAGAGAGAAAACUACAGAAAGUGAGAAAAGUACAGUUAUGAUGAAACUCAUUGAGUUGCAGAAGUUUGAUGGAUCAUGGGAACUUACUGAAGAUUUUGCCGAUCUUCUGAAAAAGAAUUUUAAUGAAUUAAAGAAUUCCUCCGUAGUUCAGAAUCUCAGUGUUUGGGCAACCGGGCUGGCGAUAGCAUAUCUAAGAACAAAAUGCUCAAAGCACAAAAGAGAAUGGGACUUGAUAGAAGAGAAAGCUUUGAAAUGGCUGGAAACAAUGGAGUUAGAGGGAAAAGACGUUUUAUCACUUGCUGAAAGUGUGAUUUAG
Saccostrea cuccullata (small rock oyster) is the source of this 2462-nucleotide messenger RNA. Its product is annotated as von Willebrand factor A domain-containing protein 5A-like. The transcript has 17 exons. The record is from RefSeq and is a predicted model, not a curated record. Lineage: Eukaryota; Metazoa; Mollusca; Bivalvia; Ostreida; Ostreidae.